This is a messenger RNA of Mesoplodon densirostris (Blainville's beaked whale), 1777 nucleotides long. It is a transcript of the gene SLC66A3, whose product is annotated as solute carrier family 66 member 3. The transcript is spliced from 7 exons. Lineage: Eukaryota; Metazoa; Chordata; Mammalia; Artiodactyla; Ziphiidae. The coding region runs from base 124 to 732 and encodes 202 amino acids. The record is from RefSeq and is a predicted model, not a curated record.
CCCGGAGAGGGGACAAGGGAAAACGGAAGGACCGGGCGAGCCCGGCGGCCGAGUGCUGAGCGGCUCCCCUUCGCGCGGCGGCCGGAUCCGCUGAGUCUCGGAGGUCCCAGCCUCGCCGGCGCCAUGGAGACGCGGCUGCUGUGGUUCUGCAACUGGAGCGUGCUGGGCGUGUGCGCGACGCUCAAGCUGCCACAGAUCUUCGCCGUGCUGGGGGCGCGCAGCGCGCGGGGCAUCAGCCUCCCGAGCCUACUUCUGGAGCUGGCUGGGUUCCUGGUCUUUCUCCGGUACCAGUGUUACUACGAGUACCCGCUGCUGACCUACCUGGAGUACCCCAUCCUCAUCGCACAAGAUCUCAUCCUCCUGCUGUGUGUCUUCCAUUUCAAGGGAGAUGUGAAACGGGCAGCACCAUACAUCGUCCUCUGUGUGUCUGCUUGGUUCCUCCUCACCCUGCAGAAGUGGAUCAUAGAUCUGACCAUGAAUUUAUGUACUUUCAUCAGUGCAGCCAGCAAGUUUGCACAGCUCCAGUACCUGUGGGAAAGCAGGGACUCGGGAGCCCUGAGUGCGCUCACAUGGAGCCUUGCUUCAUAUACCUGUGCGGCAAGAGUAAUGACAACUUUAAUGACCACCAGUGACCUUACAAUUCUUAUACGUUUUGUGAUCAUGCUGGCCUUAAAUACAUGGGUAGCAGCUACAAUACUUCACUACCGGAAGACCGAUGUGAAGUCUGAAUGACGGAUAUAUUAUCCCCACACACAGAGUGGAUUUUGAAUAACUGAACCAGAGGGGAAAAAAGCUCAUUGCUAAACCAGGUCUUUUAUAAAUUUAGCCAACGAUGCCAAAGGUACUUUAGACUUGGAAGAGCCCGCUUAAACGGUUGUUUAAAAACAUCGAUUUUUAAAAUCCCCACUUCAUUAGGUUAAGGUAGGGCUCAGACGUCUGCAGUUCUGAGAAGGCUGGUGAUUGAUGGAAGCCUCCCAAGAAGCCCAUUUUGAGGGGACAGCGUUGACCCUUAUUCUGAAAGUCAUGAUUAAGUUCCCUCCGAAGAGCUAACUACAUCUACUUCUCAGCUUUCACAACCUUUUAAAAAAUAAAUCCUCUCGACAACACAGACAAACCUGAAUGGAGUGGGAUUUUGCUCAAGUGGAAGUGUACUAAAUUACCAGAGCUCACUUUCUGGGACUAAUGUUUAAUUGUAAUAUAGACCUAACAGGAUGGCCUUAUUGUAUCAUAUGACCGUAUAAUACCUCCUUAGGUUAAAGCAAGGAUAUGAAGGCAAGCAAAAAUUUAACUGGCUUGAAUUCAUAUACCAAAGUAAUCCUUUAACUUCAUACUGUGCCUUCAAAACAACAAAAGGUACCUGCAGUCUCUCCUCACGAAGAGGCAAUCCCAAUAUACUUUCUGAUUCAAGCACAAUGCUGCCGUGUUUAAAAGGAUCACACCUACACAAUACCAUUACUGGAAUUUGGUACAAAAUACAGCUGACCUCGACCAGGUUUUGCCUAUUGAAAGUAUAUGCAGUGCAGGGUAUUGCUGGGGUCUACCAAUCCAUUCUUAUGGAUUUUAUUCUCAUUAUAGUAUCAUACUCUGAACAUGAUGUUAAGAUUACUGUACACUGUUUUCCUGUAAAAGCUUAUCAACUCUAACAUUUUAAGAACUCUUUCCCCUAAUAAUUGAAUGGCAUCAUUCUAUUAUAUGCAGUAAGUAAAUGAUGCUUACUAGAAAAUGUUUGUUUCCUAUGUAAAAUAAACUUAAUUUUGAACUCUUCUGAGUCUUAAAA